CGCUGGGGCGGCAGGUCGCGCAGCGUCCCGCCAUGGAGCCGCACGUCGACCGGCCCAAGAAGAACAGCCGACUCGAGAGCUAUCUGCUGCGCAAGAUGACGCCAUCUAGCUACGAGUCGGUCAGGUACUAUGAGCCCUGCAUCGUGCGCCAGGGCAAAGCCAUUCAGUACCAAACGGCCGUGGUCACCGAGGCCGGCCUCUUCGCCGUUGACGAGCCGCCCAGGCACCUGCAGGAGGUGGUCCGGCUGCUGGAUAUCAUCAGCAUCGAGCGGAUCCACGACGUGAUCGAGUUUCUGCGCGAGCCGCUGCGCGACCGAGUGCAGCACGUGCGCAUUGAGUACCGGCCAUCGCAGCCGGCGGCGGCGGCGCGCGCCCUCUCGCCGGACUCGCUCAGCUCGGAGCUGGCGGCGGCGGCCGAGCCGAGCCGUGGCAUGACGCGCUCCCAGAGCGCGCUGCCUGCCUACCACCGCUCGCCCAGUGUCAGGGCUGAUCUGCCGGAGCGGUCCCGCAGCGUGCUGGAUCGGCCGCGCGCCGACGGCAGGGUGGUGAAGAAGAGGUCCACCAGCCUGGACGACGUGCGCGGCGCGAGGAAGCUGCCAGAGCCCAAGGUGUACCACGUCUACCUGCUGCAGGAGGGCUCGCCGUUCCAGCAGCACCUCCGCACCGCUUGGAUGAGCCGCCUCAUCAGCCGGACGCAGGCGAUCGAGCAGUCGGACCCCGAGAGUCCGACCCGGAUCGACCCGCAGCAGCUGGACCAGCUGUUCGAGGACCUGCGCGCCGACCUGCUGACCUCAUCCGAUCUCGAGCAGAAGUUCAACCUGGUGCGAGAGCUCAAGAUCGGCGCCGCCGAGUACAAGCGCGUGCGCCGUCUCUUCUGGAAGGGUGUGUUUAUUUACCGGCCGACGCCAGAGCAGCCCCCCUGA
Pollicipes pollicipes is the source of this 923-nucleotide messenger RNA. RefSeq lists its product as uncharacterized. NCBI's taxonomy places the organism in Eukaryota, Metazoa, Arthropoda, Thecostraca, Pollicipedomorpha, Pollicipedidae. The record is from RefSeq and is a predicted model, not a curated record. The coding region runs from base 33 to 923 and encodes 296 amino acids. The transcript is spliced from 7 exons.